Molecule: messenger RNA, 2241 nt
Organism: Trifolium pratense (red clover)
Lineage: Eukaryota; Viridiplantae; Streptophyta; Magnoliopsida; Fabales; Fabaceae
Product: very-long-chain aldehyde decarbonylase CER1-like
Exons: 10
Coding region: 8-1852 (614 amino acids)
Biological process (GO): lipid biosynthetic process
Molecular function (GO): iron ion binding; oxidoreductase activity
Source: RefSeq, a predicted model, not a curated record
ACUAGAUAUGGCUUCUAAACCGGGCAUCCUUACAAACUGGCCUUGGAAACCUCUUGGAAGCUUCAAGUACGUGAUUUUGAGCCCAUGGAUUGCUCAUAGCUUAUACACUUUCAUAUGGGUUGAACAAGAUCCAACAUACUUUCUCAUACUCCCUUUCAUGUUUGUGAGAAUGCUACACAAUCAAAUUUGGAUUUCUAUCUCACGCUACCAAACUGCAAAAGGCAAAAACAGAAUUAUUGACAAAGGCCUCGAAUUCGAUCAAGUCGACAGAGAAAGCAACUGGGAUGAUCAAAUAUUGCUCACUGCACUAGUAUUUUAUAUAAUAUACACAUUAUUUCCUAUGGCUGCAAACUUACCAUGGUGGAGAACAGAUGGUGUGGUUCUUACAACUAUUUUGCAUGCUGGACCAGUGGAGUUCUUAUACUAUUGGCUACAUAGAGCACUUCAUCAUCAUUAUCUAUAUUCUCGAUAUCAUUCUCAUCAUCAUUCUUCAAUUGUCACAGAGCCUAUCACUGCUGUGAUUCACCCAUUUGCUGAGAUGUUGGCAUAUUUUACGCUUUUUCUUAUCCCAUUGUUGACAACAUUGGUCGUAAAAAAAUCAUCCGUGGCUGCAUCUUUUGGUUAUAUCUUUUACAUUGAUUUUAUGAACAACAUGGGCCAUUGCAAUUUUGAGUUCUUUCCUAAGAAACUCCUCUCCUACUUUCCCCAAUUGAAGUAUCUCUCCUACACACCAUCGUUUCACUCGUUGCAUCAUACAAAAUUUAGGACCAAUUACUCACUCUUCAUGCCUAUAUAUGACUACAUUUAUGGGACGGUUGAUACAUCUUCAGAUGCUACAUAUGAAGCUUGUUUGAAUAGACAAGAGGAAUCACCAGAUGCAGUGCAUUUAACUCAUUUAACAACAUUUGAUUCCAUCUUUCAACUACGCUUAGGUUUUGCUUCCUUAGCCUCCAACCCACAAACAUCUAAAUGGUACCUAAAUUUAAUGUGGCCUUUUACAAUGUUCUCUAUGCUUAUGACUUGGUUUAGUGGACAAGCCUUUGUUUUAGAAAAUAACUCCUUCAAAGAUCUCAAGGUGCAAUGUUGGAUUUUACCAAGAUUUAAAACACAAUAUUUCGCAAAAAAGCAUAACAUAACAGUAAAAAAAAUGAUUGAGGAGACAAUAAUGAAGGCCGAUUUAAGCGGAGUAAAGGUGAUAAGUUUAGGUCUUUUAAACCAGAGACAAGAGCUUAGUACACACUGUGCACUUUAUAUUCAAAGGCACCCAAACAUGAACAUUAAAGUUGUGGAUGGCAGUAGCUUAGUUGUUGCUAUUAUUCUGAACAGCAUUCCCAAAGGAACCAAUGAAGUGCUUCUUCGAGGAAAGUUUAAUAAGAUUGCUUUGGCCAUUAUUAAUGCUUUAUGCAGUAAAAAUGUGCAGGUGACUGUAUUAUACAUGGAUGAGUUGAAAGAACUUGAACAAAGGGUGACCAUGUCCAAUCCAUGCUUGGCUCUAUCAAUCAAUACUCCUAAGAUAUGGUUAGUUGGAGAUGAAUGGGAUGAAGAUGAGCAAAUGCAAGCAUCAGAAGGAUCAUUGUUCAUACCUUUUUCUCAUUUUCCUCCAAAGAAAAUGCGAAAAGAUUGCUUCUACCAUUAUACACCAGCAAUGAUCACUCCUCCUGCACUCAUAAACAUGCACUCAUGUGAGAAUUGGCUUCCAAGAAGAGUAAUGAGUGCUUGGCGCAUUGCUGGAAUAAUUCAUGCCUUAGAAAGAUGGAAUGUUCAUGAGUGUGGUGACAUUAUGUUUGAUAUUGAGAAAAUAUGGGAAGCAAGUAUUCGCCAUGGAUACCUACCCCUUAAGAUUCAACACUAGCCAUACAAAUUUCAAUAAACAACUUAAGUGGAGGAGAUUAUAAAAGUACUUAUGUGUUAGAUAUAUACUUCUAUAAGAAAAUAUAAAAUAAAGUCAAAUUGUUUCUAUAUAAUUGAUUUUCAUAUGCUAUCCUAGAGAGUUUAUAGAAAUAAGUUGAGAACAACUUAUAAACAUAUCAUGAGAUGUUUCUAUAAACUCUAGCUACCAAACAGUUUGACAAGUCCAUAUAUAAAUAGAUAAGCUCAAUUAAGUCAAUUCAAAUAGAAUUGCAACUCUUGGAUAAACUAUGUUUUAUAUUAAUAAGGCAAGUAUCUGACAUGGCUUUCAACCUCUAAAAUGUUUAUUUAAGUUGUUUUAGUUGUGUCAAAAUAUCAAUAAAAAUAAUUAGU